This is a messenger RNA of Perkinsus marinus ATCC 50983, 1056 nucleotides long. RefSeq lists its product as hypothetical. Gene Ontology annotation, molecular function: protein binding. NCBI's taxonomy places the organism in Eukaryota, Perkinsozoa, Perkinsida, Perkinsidae. Bases 1 to 1056 code for a protein of 351 amino acids. The record is from RefSeq and is a predicted model, not a curated record. The transcript is spliced from 10 exons.
AUGAAGUUCGAUCGUUUCUUUUCUAGUGAAUACCAGGAGACGCCGAUGGGCUACUCUACUUACUUUGCGCCGGCCUUCAUGAGCCACAGUUGUUUGCCUAAUGCAGACUGGGUUAAUGAUCCGGAAGGCAAUUUUGUGCUCAAGUGCCGUAGGGUGAUCAACACAGGCGAUGAGGUAUGUGUAUCAUAUCUCUCCGAAGAAGCCCUGCUUGACACCACGAAGACCCGUGUGGACGACCUGAGCAGCACUAAAGGCUUCGUCUGCACUUGCCCUAGAUGCGACGCCGACGUUGACCCGUCUCGGGUGUUCGCCUGUCCCUCCUGCUCGGUGGGGGAGGUGGUCUUGCCAUCGAAGGCUCCAUUGAUGUCUGACGAUGAGGAAGCCAUUGGUACUGAUUCCUUCGACCCUCUUUCUUCGUGCUCCAUGUGUGGUUGCGAACUGAGCCGGAAUGGAUUCAAGUCCUGCUUGAAAAUUGAGUCGCGCAUUGACGCAGUUUUGAAGAGCCUGGAGUCGAAAUCGCUCACGAGGCAUAAUGCUGGUGAGUUGCUGUCCUCUUUGGAUGUGAAACAGCUUCGGAAACUGUGCUCACUUGGUACUCAUGAUAAGCAUGGACUGUCUGCUAAGCUAUUGCACAUACUAGCCGACUACUACGUAUUCACGAAGGAGUACAGCGAGGCGAUCGAGUGUGUGGAUAUCUUCAUUGAAUUCUGUGAACGGGUUUACGAUGGUCUCAAUGGAGCACACGCCUGGGCUCUCGAGGAGAAGGGCGACAUCUUGCUUGAGAAAGCCACGUACAAAGUUUUGACCAUCCGCGAUAUUACCAAGUUUCGCGAUUUUUCGAGUCAAUCUAUACGGCGUAUGUUUUUCCACAAUGCCUUUACCCCUCAAGAGAAGUCCACAUUGAGGUCCAGUGGAGUUCUUGAGAGCUAUGAGAAAGCUGCAGAUGAACUCAAGCUGUUGUUCGGUGACUGGCACGAGUAUUACACGAAAGUAUAUGAUAAAAUUAUAAAGGUCGGCCGACCCGAUAUGGUUUUUGCUUCUAUUCUCUUCGGAUGA